AUGGACCCAGCCACGUUCUUGUCUCAGUACACCGAUGUUGACUCUUCCAAUCCAGCCGCCAAGAUCAAGCUCGCCCAUGGCACGACGACGCUUGCUUUCCGCUUCCGUGGCGGUAUCAUCGUCUGCGUUGACUCAAGAGCCACAGCAGGAUCCUACAUUGCCUCUGGUACCGUAAAGAAGGUCAUUGAGAUCAAUCCUUAUCUUCUCGGAACCAUGGCUGGUGGUGCAGCCGACUGCCAGUACUGGGAGACGUAUCUCGGUAUUCAGUGCCGUCUGCAUGAGCUGCGCAACAAGGAACGUAUUUCAGUUGCCGCAGCUAGCAAGUAUCUGAGUAAUCUCGUCUACAGCUACAAGGGCAUGGGUCUCUCGAUGGGUACCAUGAUCUGUGGAUGGGAUAAGACCGGUCCCGCUCUCUUUUACGUCGAUUCGGAUGGUAAUCGUCUCAAGGGUGACGUGUUCAGUGUCGGUUCCGGUUCCACAUUCGCCUAUGGUGUUCUUGAUCAGGGCUACAAAUGGGAUCUUUCGGAUGAAGAGGCGCAGGAGCUUGGACGCCGCUCCAUCUACGCCGCCGCUCACCGAGACGCUUACUCGGGUAACACCGUUAAUCUUUACCACGUCCGCGAAAAUGGAUGGGAGUUCAUCGCCAACUACGACGUUUCCAAGCUGCAUUACGAAGGACCUGGUGACAAUGUACCUGGAGCGCCAGGCGGAGGCUAUGGCUGGGAGGUGCGAACGCAGGGUCUGUCAUCCAAGCUCGAAGCACAGCCAGGGCACAGCGUCAGCGGUCAGGGUGGACGUUUCGCUGACGAACAGCCUCUCGCUGCCCAAGUGCGACCCGAGCAAGCAUAG
Messenger RNA from Mycosarcoma maydis (corn smut), 849 nucleotides. Its product is annotated as putative proteasome core particle subunit beta 5. The transcript has 3 exons. Lineage: Eukaryota; Fungi; Basidiomycota; Ustilaginomycetes; Ustilaginales. The record is from RefSeq and is a predicted model, not a curated record. Gene Ontology annotation, cellular component: proteasome core complex. The coding region runs from base 1 to 849 and encodes 282 amino acids. Gene Ontology annotation, molecular function: threonine-type endopeptidase activity.